AUGCUUAUAGAUCUAAUUCAACGUCACGGCUUGGCGGUGUGGGAUGCAUGGAGUGGGGUAUAUACCUUGGUUACCCUGUGGAUUGUUUGGCGGGUGGUGAUGGUGCUGGGGAUUUAUCGGAAGCGGCCGGUGAGGAUCGAUGCCCUCUUUCCCUUGUUGAACGCUUAUAUGGGGGGUACGUCCGUCUUGCUCGGGAAGUGGCUCAGCAGUCUCGAGUUUAUGGUUGAUGGGGCGGGCAUGAUCUGUGAUAUCUACCGAAGGCUAGGAAGUGGUAAAUCCUUCGCCAUUCCGGCUUUGGGCGAGUACCAGGUGCUGGUCUCCUCUGAGCAGCAGAUCCGCGAGCUGGACCGGAGCUCGGAGGAUGUGCUUUCAUUUCACGCCGCCAUGGAGCAGCGAAUCAAGCAUAAGUACACCUUGUGUGGCUUCGAACAUAACGAUGUGGAUCCAAACAAUGAUGUACCUAAGCGGGUGUUGAAGGUGCGGCUUCGCAUGAACCUGCCUGAAAUGCAGGGGAAUCUGCAGCCGUUGAUUCGGGAUACAGUCUCUCAGGAGCUGACAAAGGGUUCGGGUGGCUGGAGUCGAGUGAGCGGGCUUACCUUGGCUAAGCACCUCAUUACACGUGUGAACAAUCGUGUCAUUCUUGGAUCAGAUCUAGCCAGCGACCCUAGGUUUGAAGAUGAUGUUAAUCGGUACCUGCAAGACGCCGUGGUGACUAUGGAGCUAUGUCGCCAUCUGCCGUCCAUUUUGGUUCCGCUAGUAGCACCAGUCAUGAUGCACUGGAGUGGCGCCAUGCAUCGGAUCAAUUGCUCCAUCACUGCAGAUAUCGAGAAGCGAGUCGCGGAGAACCAAAAUGCUCCGUAUGACUGCAUCCAAUGGGUAAUGGAGUCUUCCAAGACCGAAGCACAGCGGUCGGUAGCCAGAUUAACCCAGCAGAUGUUUGGCAUUCUGUUUGCCUCAGCGCAUCAAAUGACCAUGGCUCUAGUAUAUGCCAUGUUCGACCUAUGCCUCCACCCCGAAUAUAUUGAGCCGCUCCGCAAAGAGAUCAAACGUGUGCGCAGAACGACUAAUUUCAGCGAUCAUUUCGAUCAUUUGCCUUUACUAGAUAGCUUUCUGCGCGAGUCUGCCCGGCUCAAUGCCUUGGAUGCACUGACUAUGCAACGCAUGGCUUUAUCACCUUACACCUUCGCCGACGGCACACACGUCCCAGCCGGGAACCUUGUUGCGGUUCCCCAGGCGGCAGUCAUGCAGGACUCGCGCCACUACGCAGAGCCGACUGAGUUCAAUGCAUACCGGUUUGUGGCCGUGGAUGAGACGGACGGGACGAUGAGGGCUUUUCCAAAGUAUACAGACGUGCGCUGGGAUUAUCCAUAUUGGGGGUCGAGUAAACGAGCCUGCCCGGGUCGCUGGUACGUCUCGCGAACGCUGAAACAGAUCCUCGCCCACCUGGUCAUGAACUAUGAUAUCAAAUUAGCAAAUGAAGACGCACCCCGAAGCUUCGUCUGGACGACAGCGGUCGUACCUCGGUCAAGUACAAAACUGAUGCUACGACCAAGAAAGUGA
This is a messenger RNA of Aspergillus alliaceus, 1560 nucleotides long. RefSeq names its product cytochrome P450. The transcript is spliced from 11 exons. Gene Ontology annotation, molecular function: oxidoreductase activity, acting on paired donors, with incorporation or reduction of molecular oxygen; heme binding; iron ion binding. The record is from RefSeq and is a predicted model, not a curated record. NCBI's taxonomy places the organism in Eukaryota, Fungi, Ascomycota, Eurotiomycetes, Eurotiales, Aspergillaceae. The coding region runs from base 1 to 1560 and encodes 519 amino acids.